Molecule: messenger RNA, 3126 nt
Organism: Dendroctonus ponderosae (mountain pine beetle)
Lineage: Eukaryota; Metazoa; Arthropoda; Insecta; Coleoptera; Curculionidae
Gene: LKRSDH
Product: alpha-aminoadipic semialdehyde synthase, mitochondrial
Exons: 12
Coding region: 213-3020 (935 amino acids)
Cellular component (GO): cytoplasm
Molecular function (GO): saccharopine dehydrogenase activity
Source: RefSeq, a predicted model, not a curated record
AACAUUGUUUAUAAGUCUUGACCGUAUUGGAUUUGAUAAGUUCCCAUAGUGAAAAAAUGAGAUAAUUAUCAUUAUUGUGCCAUAGUUCGGAUGGUUGGGGUUAAAAUGCGCUCCGAGUCCUCUAAAAAAACCAUCGUCCAACUGCCACAGUUUAACGGUAUAAAGAAAAAAAUCGCCUCAAAAUAAGGAUCAUUAAGGAAUUGAUUGGGAGCAUGUUGAAAGCGGCAGGAACUACUGCGAAGAAGUUCGCGUUGAGGCGACCAGUAUUUUGCAGGGACUUUGCCUCAAAAAAGAUCAUAGCCAUUCGAAGAGAAGAUCAGAGCGUAUGGGAAAGGCGAGCCUCUUUUUCGCCCAGCCAUGUAAGAAAACUGGUGAAAAAUGGCAUCAAAGUGAUAGUGCAGCCCUCCAAUCGUCGAUCCUACCCGAUGCAGAACUAUCUGAAUGCAGGCGCUGUUGUUCAGGAGGAUAUUUCUGAAGCCAGCGUUAUAUUUGGCGUGAAGCAAGUUCCAAUCGAACAACUCAUCCCGGAGAAGACUUACUGUUUGUUUUCGCAUACUAUAAAAGCGCAGGAAUCCAACAUGGCCUUGCUGGAUGCUAUUUUGGAAAAGAGAAUCAGGUUGAUUGACUAUGAGAAGCUCAUGGAUGAGAAAGGACAGCGAGUGGUGGCGUUUGGAAAAAUGGCAGGCAUAGCAGGAAUAGUGAAUAUUCUUCACGGCUUGGGACUGCGGCUAUUGGCGUUGGGACACCACACUCCUUUCAUGCAUAUUGGUCCUGCUCACAAUUACAGGAACACCAGCAUGGCCAGACAGGCGGUUCGGGAUGCUGGAUAUGAAAUCGCUUUGGGGCUCAUGCCCAAAUCGGUGGGUCCCUUGACGUUCGUUUUUACCGGAUCUGGCAAUGUGUCGCAAGGAUCUCAAGAACUAUUCCAAGAACUUCCUCAUGAGUACGUUUCUCCGGAGAUGCUGCAAAAGGUCGCUGAACAUGGAAGCCUUAACAAGGUCUAUGGAUGUGAGGUGAGAAGGAGGCAUUACCUAGAGCGCGCCGAUGGAGGAGGUUUCGAUCGGACCGAAUACGAAGAACACCCCGAACGAUACGUGUCGACUUUCAGCAAAAAAAUCGCCUCCUACGCUUCAGUGAUAAUCAACGGCAUCUACUGGGCUGUGGACAGUCCUAAACUCCUUACAAUCCCGGAUGCAAAGCAUUUGCUGCGUCCCCCUCAUACUCCAUGGUUGCCCACUUCUAUAGGCGCCCCAGGACUUCCCCAUCGGAUGUUGGCAAUUUGCGACAUUUCGGCAGAUCCGGGCGGAUCCAUAGAGUUCAUGAACGAAUGCACCACCAUAGACACCCCAUUUUGCCUCUACGAUGCAGAUAGGAACAAAGAUACGAACAGCUUUAGUGGACCUGGAGUGCUGGUGUGCAGUAUCGACAACAUGCCCACUCAAAUCCCUAGGGAAAGCACAGAUUUCUUUGGAGACCUUCUGAUUCCAUUCACGCAGGAUAUUAUUCAGUCUAAUGCCCAGGAGCCGCUGGAGAAGCACAUUUUUAAUCCUGUUGUUCACGGGGCCAUCAUUGCUAGCAACGGAAAACUCACACCAAACUACGAAUAUAUACAUGAGCUCAGGAAGCAACACGCUGGCAGUCGCCAUAAGCAAAGCUCCGAAGAUUCUCAGAUGCAGAAGAACGUCUUAGUGCUCGGAGCCGGCCGAGUGGCAUCUCCUUUAAUCGAAUACUUGCACCGAGAUAAAACCAUUGGAAUAAGAGUGGCAAGCGAUCACAAAGACUUAGGCGAUAACCUGGCCAACACUUACCCAGGAGUGGAAAGUAUUUAUCUAAAUGCUGUUGAUGCUAAUGAGUCUUCUUUGGAGCAGUUGGUUGAAAAAGCUGAUGUGGUAGUCUCAAUUCUGCCCGCCCAUCUACAUCCGCGAAUUGCCAAGAUCUGCAUCGCUCAGAAAACGCAUAUGGUGACAGCGAGCUAUUUAAGCCAAGAAAUCAAGGAUUUGCAUCAGAAAGCUUUCAACACCGGAGUAACAAUACUCAGCGAAGUGGGACUCGAUCCUGGAAUCGACCAUCUUCUGGCUCUGGAAUGCAUUAAGGAAGCUCAAGAUUUAGGUGGGAGGAUUACGUCCUUUGAGUCGUUCUGCGGUGGGCUUCCUGCUCCAGAAUUCAGCGACAAUCCCUUGAGGUAUACAUUUUCUUGGUCACCACGCGGAGCUCUACUCAACACUCUAGCGUCCGCCAAAUAUCUGCGAAAAGGUCAAAUUGUGGAAAUCAGCGAAGGAGGAGAGCUAAUGCGAGCCACUAAAACCCUAGAUUUCCUACCUGGGUUUAACUUGGAAGGUUUCCCUAAUCGGGACAGUACCAUUUACGCCAAAGCCUACGGAAUAGAGGACGCCAACACCAUUCUCAGGGGGACCAUUAGGUACAAUGGGUUCUCCCAGUCCGCUCGUAUUCUGCAGUUUAUUGGGUUGUUGGAUCCAGCGCAGCAUCCUUCACUUCACUCCCAAGGCCCAGACAUUACAUGGAGGCAGCUGGUUUGCACUCUUUUAGGUCUGGAGGACUCCAACAUUUUCUAUGACAAUCUCACCUCUAAGAUUUCGGAGCGAACUGGAAGCGACUAUGCGGUGGAUGUCUUGGAGGAACUGGGGCUUUUAGAUGAUAGAAAUGUUGUUAAAUGUGGCUCACCUUUGGAUACCAUCACUCACUAUUUAUCCUUGAAAUUGGCUUUGGAAAAAAACGAAAGAGAUUUGGUUAUUCUCAGGCACGACAUUGGCAUCAAUUGGCCGGACAACCGGAAGGAAAUGAAAGGCGUGAACUUUGUGGUGUAUGGAGACAUUAAUGGGCACUCAGCUAUGGCCAAAACUGUCGGGUAUCCAACGGCAAUUGCAACGAAGAUGAUUUUAGAUGGUGAAAUUCAGACCAGGGGCUGCAUCCUGCCAUUUGCUUCGGAAGUAUGUCGCACAAUGCUGCAGCGACUGAGGGUGGAGGGUUUAACUGCCACCGAAACCUCCAAGUUUUUUUAAUCUCAAGGGUGAAAACUCGGGAACACUUUGAGAAAGCUCUAUUUUUUUUUAUCAAUGUUCAUGCUUGAUAAAUAAUCACUUUUGCGAAUAUAUAUUUUAUCAAUGA